Sebastes umbrosus (honeycomb rockfish) is the source of this 2875-nucleotide messenger RNA. It is a transcript of the gene caprin1b, whose product is annotated as cell cycle associated protein 1b. Gene Ontology annotation, cellular component: cytoplasm. The transcript is spliced from 20 exons. Bases 220 to 2406 code for a protein of 728 amino acids. NCBI's taxonomy places the organism in Eukaryota, Metazoa, Chordata, Actinopteri, Perciformes, Sebastidae. Gene Ontology annotation, molecular function: RNA binding. The record is from RefSeq and is a predicted model, not a curated record.
AAAACAAACGGGCCGUUUAGCCGUCACCUAGGCGACCGAGUUAGCUAACAAGUGCUUCAUGUAUUCACAUCCAGUGGACACAGAGCAAACAUACAUAUUCAUUUGGAGUCGUGUCUCUGGUCACCUGAUGAAUUGUGAAAGGUGUUAGGUCCGGUGGGGAGUUCAAGGGCCCAGAGAAGCCCCUGAGGACCGUUCAACACAAACCAUACCGGAGGGCAGAUGAUUCACAUCUGCUGCGAUGUGACCGCAACAGCCAUUGUGAAAAUUAGUAUCAACAUGGACGGAGCUGCAGAGGAGUGGAGCACUGAGGGAGGACCAGCGAGGAGACAAACUCAACUCCACAAAAUGCCCUCAGCGAUGAAUGCAAAUAGGACAGUGCAGUCUGCCAGCCCAGAUGUGGGAUCCGCUCCAGGGUCAAUGGGCAAUUUUGCACUCGGUGGACAGUCUGAAGUUAUGAAGCAAGUGCUGUGUGUCCUCGACAAGAAGGUCCGCAACAUGGAGAAAAAAAAAAGUAAACUGGAUGACUAUCAAGUCAAGAAGGAUAAAGGGGAGAGUCUCAAUCAGGACCAACUGGAGGCCCUCACCAAAUUCCAGGAAAUCACGAAUAACUUAGAAUUUGGCCGAGAGUUGCAGAAGACGUUCAUCACACUGGGACAAGAUAUCCAGAAGGUGGUGAAGAAGUCUGCACGGCGGGAGCAGCUGCAGCGGGAGGAGGCUGAGCAGAGGAGGCUGAAGACGACUCUGGAGCUGCAGUUCCUCCUGGACCGGCUGGGAGAGGACACCGUGCGGCAGGACCUGAAGCAGGGAGUCGGCGGCUCGCCGCUGCUGACAGACGUAGACCUCGCAGCUUUUGAUGAGUUCUACAAGCUAGUGGGGCCAGACCGUGACCAAAACAUCAGGUUGGUUGACCAGUAUGAAGAAGCAUCUGUGCACCUCUGGGACCUGAUGGAAGGGAAGGACAAGGCUGUGGUUGGAACAACAUACAAGGCACUGAGAGAGACUUUGGACCAGGUUCUGCUGAGUGGGUACUUCGACCGGGUUCCAUCUCACCAAAACGGAGUGUGUGAGGAGGAAGAGGAGGAAGAGCCAGCCUCAGUGGCAGCGGUUGCCGCAGCAGUAUCUGAAUCGUCAGAAGCAGAAGAGCAGAGUCAGACUGCUGAUCCAGAAACUGAAAUAAUUGAGGAGUUCACAGAGCCCAUUGCGGUGGAAACAACAGAGUUUAUAAACAGACAGUUCAUUCCAGACGGCACAUACAGCGGCAGUGAGAAGGAGCAGGGGGACGAGUGGACCACGGAAACAGAGGCAGUCGUUGCCAUGCAGCAGCAGCAGCCUGCGGCUUCGCCUGUUGCCCUGGAGACCCACCCCCUGAACUUAGCGUCUCCUGUGCCGCCUACUGACCCCCUGGUCAGGAAGCAGGUGGUGCAGGACUUAAUGGCACAGAUGCAGGGAACGUACAACUUCAUGCAGGACUCUAUGCUGGAGUUUGACGGACAGCCCAUUGACCCUGCUAUCGUCUCAGCGCAGCCUAUGAAACCCGCUCCGAACAUGGACUUACCACAGAUGGUGUGUCCUCCAGUUCACCCAGAGUCCCGGCUAUCGCAACCCAACACUGUUCCUGUCCAACCUGAGCCCACACAAGUUCCUAUCGUCUCCCCAACUCCGCCCCCCAUGUAUCAGACCUCGCACACGCCAGAUCCUCGACCCUCAACAGAAACAAUCGACCCCAUCCAGACCUCAAUGUCCUUGUCGCCAGAGCAGCCUCCACCCUCUACAGCUCUCCCACCUGUCUCUCAAACACAAGUUUUCCAGCCUGUUUCCAAAGCUCCACACAGCAGUGGCAUCAAUGUCAACGCAGCACCAUUCCAGUCAAUGCAGACAGUGUUCAAUCUCAAUGCCCCAGUCCCGCCAGCUAAUGAGACGGAGGCUUUGAACCAGGCCAGCCAAUACCAGAACAGCUACAACCAAGCCUUCAGCAGCCAGCCGCAGCAUCCUGUGGAGCAGACGGAGAUGCAGUCAGAACAACUGCAGUCUGUAGUUGGUGCCUUCCAUUCCCAAGACCAGUCCGGAGGCCAUCAGCAGCCUCCCCAGCAGGGCCCAGGCUUCGUCAGACAGGGUCAAUCCUUCUACAACAGCAGAGGCAUGUCUCGCGGUGGACCUCGCAAUGCCAGGGGCAUGAUCAACGGCUACAGAGGCUCAUCGAAUGGAUUCAGAGGUGGCUAUGAUGGUUAUCGUCCUCCUUUCGCCAACACUCCAAACUCCGGUUAUGGACAGACUCAGUUCAACACACCUCGGGAUUACUCAAACGGGAAUUAUCAGAGGGAUGGUUACCAACCGAACUAUAAGCGCGGAGCUGGUCAGGGACCCAGAGGAGUGUCGAGAGGCAGCGCUCAGGCAAUACGAUCCUGAAAAGGCCUUUCAUAAUGACUGUGACUGACUAACUUGCACCACACUGAAAAUUCAAAAUUCAAGAAUGCAUUUGCCCCAGCUCACUCAUGUUCUCUUUUUUUUUGUUCUUCAUCAGUGGUAUUUUUCCUGUCUCUUAAAUCAAAGUAAUGCCUGCUUUGAUAUUUGGAAAUAUUAAAUCAUUUAAAGUCUGAAACACAAGCUGAGCUGUAAAUCCAAUCAUCGAUUUACACAAGCCAUGUGUUACAAUAUUCCUGUAAACUUGAAAGAUUUCAUAAGUUAUUUUUUGUAUAAAAAAAAUGCACCUGCCACUGCUGGUCCAACCCUUGGGAGUUUAUUCCCCUUCUCGGUUCUUUUCUGUCAUUUUGGUUCUAAAAAAAAAAAAAGCGUUUUAUGUUCAAUGAGCUCCCGUUUCCUUGUUUGUAAAUUGAUGUUGCUUCAAGAGUUUCAAUAAAGUUGUGUUGCAUACCCA